AUGAGAGAUCGGGGCAGUAUCAUGGUUGAAUCACCCGGCAAGGCUCUUUUGUUCCACACCGUCUGCUGGUUGCUCUUGAUCAAGCACUUUGGAAAUAAAACAAUUGAUUUCCGCAGGCUUUUCGAAGUCUGUAACAAUAGGCCUUGGUCGGAAAACUACUCUGAAUUUUCGAAUACUCCUAAGGCUGCCCUAUUGAUCGAUACUAGGUGGAAAGAGAUAUCGUAUGAUGGAAGAGAGGAACCAAUUUGCCCAAUGGAAACGCCCCGUAUCAGAUACAUUGGGGACGCAUCAAGAAAGCUCAGGAGUAUCCAGCGCUCAAGGACAUUAUAUCGCAAUCUGGCCUCAUCUAACAUCGAUUGCCUCAGCACGCUGCCAAUGGAAAUACGACUUGAGAUUGCUUCUUACCUUUCAACUCCCGAUUUCUUUACUCUUCGCACUGUUUCACGAGGUAUGGCCGCUCUCUUCUCACUCCAGUCGUUCUGGAGGACAAGGUUCCUCAUAAACGGAGAUCGAGGCUUUUUGUAUUAUCUUACAGAGAAACCUCAUGGCCACCGAAAAACGAAUUGGCGGUCGAUGUAUCGCUGCACUGCGAGAUGCGACACAUCCGAUUGUCUUCUUCGGGCCUUGCUUGGCAUCUGGAGGGGGAAUCGCUGGCUGGUAGACAGAUGCUCAAUGGUACAGAGAUUGGAUGAUCAGAGUGAAUCUGACCUACAACUGGAAGUUUCUGGUCAAAUAUCUUGGAAAGUCCCCGUUAUCGAGACUCUUCGCGAUAGAUCGCCAUGGCGAGUUUAUUGGCUCAGGUCCCCCUUUCGUUGUUUGAGCCACACAUCUGUCACACAAUUUGCCUCACUGAAAGGAAUUAUCAGGCUAGUCGUGUUUGUUUUACAUGAGCCCCCUCUUAGAACCGAAAACGAGACGACAACUUGGAUUACGGGAAUUGAUUUAAUCAGUGCGAAUGCAGAAAAGACAAUCACAAUUGGGUAUCGAGUACCAAGAAGUUAUGUGACACUCGAUCUCCACCAACGAAAACUGCGAGGAUUCGAGAUUUUUGUUGGUGAUGGCGGAAUCCGAGCUCUACGUCCUAUCAUGAAUAGAAAGAGUGUGGAGGACUGGAUAGGUCAGCCAGCAUCUUAUGACAGUGCCUCCGGUUACAAGUCCAACCACUUCCGAAUUGCUCGCCGGGAUGAGAUCAAAGCUAUUUCGGCCAAGUUUGAUGUAAGUAGACCUUUCAAGGUAUAUUUGGCUACAAGCAAGUGA
Penicillium salamii is the source of this 1257-nucleotide messenger RNA. The record is from the annotation of a GenBank genome assembly. Lineage: Eukaryota; Fungi; Ascomycota; Eurotiomycetes; Eurotiales; Aspergillaceae.